AUGGUUUCUUGGAUAAUGUCAUGGUCUCAAGCGGUCCUGGCUGAUCUCGGCUACAUUUCUGAGCUUGAAUUAUUUGCACCCGAUACGCUUACAACCCGAAAGAAAGCUCCCUUAAUAGCACCUGAAGUGGUAGCAGGUGGGUCUGCUACUGAAAUAAGCGAUGUUUUCGCUUUCGGGAAAACUGCUUUCCAGAUCUUGACAGGUGUGGCUCCCUCCAAGCCCCAUGUCUGGCCGCAGCGGGGUCCCUACAGAUGCGCGAAGACACUUCCUGGUAUCUUAGACGCUCAACGACUUGCACUGUCUAGCAAGAUAGAUACCUUAAGGUCUAAGUCCAACUAUUCGAACACUCGAGAACUCAACUCUAAUUGCACAAACGCGGAGCCUUCUUAUGUCACUCAUGGAUUUUUCAGAAGAACGCCUGAAAUCCUACCGAGGACUUUGCCUGCCUUUCGGGCAGUUGGCUAUACAUCAUACUCAUUGGUUGACGAUACCGUCGAAUUGUAUAUUCUUGCACAAUACGCCGGAAACAAAAUGGUUUCUUCUGACCCUCGCGCAGACUGGUUGCUUGUUUACGAAGCUGCCUCGAGACGACUAGUGGAUAAUUUCGAGAUUCUCAGGACAGUCUCAGCCUGUGAUACUUAUGUAAAACUCAUAUUCUGGGAAAUCACUCAUGAGGUCAUGUGGGCUUCACGCAUUCUUACCUGCCAACGUCUUGUGGUGCUUCAAAAUUGCGUAAGUGGACAAUACCUCUCUGGACACCGUAACCUCCAACUUCUCGGUUGUGUGCUGAGCUGUCAAGAGUUCAAAUCGGAAGACCCGAAACCUGCCGAAUUCCUAGGUCCACUGGAGGAUUAUCCCAAAUCGACAGCAAUGGAAAGAGAAGAAUCGCUGUUACCCAAGCAAGAAAGAGAGAUCCUCGCGCUGGUGCGAGGAGAGGAUCUUAUGGCUUAUCAUGAAAUAUUACAGGAUGCUUGGGAUAUCUGUUCAGCGCAUAUUAUUGAGUAUGAAUCUGGCUUUGGGGGAUCCCAAUUUCCCAGCCUUGAUAAACAAGCUCUUGUAUCGACAACCAUACUAACGGAAGAUGACCAAGAAGCUACGGGAUUAAUGAGCAAUAUCCCAGACAAGGCUUCGGCCAUGAUCCCGAUAGAUCCAGGCUUUAAAUCCUGUACAACGAAGGAUCAGUCUCCCGAAUCCCCUCCGCCUCAAGCGCGCUCUCCUGGGGAAACAGCUCUCGAUGAGGGCCUUUGCGAGACCGACGAGGCAAAGCAAAAGGCAAAGGCUAUUCAAGAGAUGUGGGGGAGUUUAUGGCAACAGCAAGAACCGUCUACUCGACCAGGAACAUCAUCCACAGCACCCAUGGCAUGGCAAUCCGCAGUACCGAUGGCAUGGCGCAUCGCCACUGCCCCUGACGAUACGAAGGAUGACGCACAUUCUGGCGUACCACUUUCUUGUCAUACUCCGUCUGCGCGGUGGGUUAAUUAG
Messenger RNA from Kwoniella botswanensis, 1482 nucleotides. RefSeq lists its product as uncharacterized. Lineage: Eukaryota; Fungi; Basidiomycota; Tremellomycetes; Tremellales; Cryptococcaceae. The transcript has 9 exons. Bases 1 to 1482 code for a protein of 493 amino acids. The record is from RefSeq and is a predicted model, not a curated record.